Messenger RNA from Cyprinus carpio (common carp), 4833 nucleotides. RefSeq names its product gastrula zinc finger protein XlCGF46.1-like. Gene Ontology annotation, cellular component: nucleus. Lineage: Eukaryota; Metazoa; Chordata; Actinopteri; Cypriniformes; Cyprinidae. The transcript has 4 exons. The record is from RefSeq and is a predicted model, not a curated record. Bases 305 to 1498 code for a protein of 397 amino acids. Gene Ontology annotation, molecular function: RNA polymerase II cis-regulatory region sequence-specific DNA binding; DNA-binding transcription factor activity, RNA polymerase II-specific. Gene Ontology annotation, biological process: regulation of transcription by RNA polymerase II.
ACUCCCUCCUUUCGCCGCUUCACUCUCCAGUCCAGCGGGUGGCGCUAAAACACAUACGUCUGUUUGACAAACACCAUUAAAGCUCAGAGGAAGAAGUUCAGUUUCACCGCGCACUCUGUUGUUUUGUCGUGAUGCUGGUUUAAUACAAACUGUUAGAAAUGUUUCUGUAAAUAGAGAAAUACAGUUUUUGAAAGAGGUCGGUAAAUACCUUUAAUCUUCUCAUUCUCCCAAUCGUGACUAAGUUUUGAAGCAAGCAGGAAUAUCUGGAGGAGUAUCAUCUGAACUGAGAUCGGCUGCUGCUAAGAUGGAGUAUGUUAAAGAAGAGAGUGAAGAGAACACGAGUGAACCAGAAACCUGGAGAAUAAAACACGAGGAACCAGAAACCCGGAGAAUAAAACACGAGAAACCAGAAACAUGGAGAAUAAAACAUGAGGAACAAGGAGGACUGAUGAAAAUGAAAGAAGAAAGACAAGAUCUGAAAGAGGUGGAGGAGAAAUAUCAGCAUCAGAAAGAUCAUGAUGUCAAUGAAGAAAAAUCUGCAUUGAGUUGCAGCAUUAAAAAAACAGAAGUCAAAAGGCCUUUCAGCUGCUCUCAGUGUGGAAACACUUUCAGAUGUAACAUAAAUCUUAGGGAUCACAUGUUAAUUCAUGCUGGAAUAAAGCCUUUCAGCUGCUCUCAGUGUGGAAAGAGUUUUACAAAGAAAGCAGGCUUAAAGGGUCACAUGUUAAUUCAUGCUGGAGUAAAGCCUUUCAGCUGCUCUCAGUGUGGAAAGAGUUUUACAAAGAAAUCAAACCUUAAUAGUCACAUGUUAAUUCAUGCUGGGAUACAGUCUUUCUCCUGCUCUCAGUGUGGAAAGAGUUACACACAGAAAGGAGACCUUAAUAAGCAUUUGGUAACACACUCUUCAGAAAAUCCUUUCAGCUGCUCUCAGUGUGGAAACACUUUCACGUAUAAAGCAAACCUUAAGAAGCACAUGUUAAUUCAUGCUGGGAUAAAGUCUUUCAGCUGCUCUCAGUGUGGAAAGAGUUUUACACUGAAAUCAAGCCUUAAUAGGCAUAUGUUAAUUCAUGCUGGGAUAAAGCCUUUCAGCUGCUCUGAGUGUGGAAAGAGUUUUACACUGAAAGAACAACUUAAGAGUCAUUUGGUAAGUCACACUUCAGAAAAAUCUUUCAGCUGCUCUCAGUGUGGAAACACUUUCACGUGUAAAGCAAGCCUUAAGGAUCACAUGUUAAUUCAUGCUGGGAUAAAGUCUUUCAUCUGCUCUCAGUGUGGAAAGAGUUUUACACUGAAAGGACAACUUAAGAGUCAUUUGGUAACUCACACUUCAGAAAAACCUUUCAGGUGCUCUCAGUGUGGGAAGAGUUUUAGAUGGAAAUCAAGCCUUAAUGGGCACAUGUUAAUUCAUGCUGGGAUAAAGCCUUUCAGCUGCUCUCAGUGUGGAAAGAGUUUUACGUGGAAAGGACAACUUAAGAGUCAUUUGGUAACUCACUCUUCAUAAAAGCCUUUCACCUGCUCUCAGUGUGGAAAGUCUUUGUCACAUAAAGGAUAUCUUGAGAAUCACAUGUUAAAAGGGUCAUUGAAUGCUCAUUUUCCACAAGUUUAUAUGAUUCUUUAGGGCAUGGGUCACCAAACUAAGGCCCGCGGGCCGACUCAGGCCCGCCACCCCCGUUUGACCGGCCCCCCAGCACCUCUGCCCCCCACUACUUAAACCGGCCCUAUGAGGCAAUCCCCAAAAGUCGUCAUGGCCUAUUUUUUUAAUUGCUUUUUGGAAAAUAAUAACAUGUCUGCAUCUGGUAUUUUGUUGAUUUUGUCAGUUAAAAAAUUGUAUUUAGUUAUAAAAUAAACUAUAAUAUUUGCUGAAUUUUCGUCACCCGACAUGCUCGAGAUCAAUCAGUGACAGACAGUCCACAUGCGCAACUGUCAAUGUACAGGACAGCAAAAUGGCUAGUGUUAAACGAAAAGUUGAUAGUGUAGAGUUUUCAAAGAACAGUGGACCAACGAUCAUUUUUUUGUUCAGUGUAAGGACCGUGCAGUUUGUAUUAUAUGUAAAGAAAGUGUGGCGGUUUUCAAAGAAUAUAAUCUGCGUCAUCACCACGAAACCCGCCACAAAGAGUAUACUAGCCAGGGAGGGCAAGCAAGAGAAGACAGGAUUCGGAGGAUGAAAGGCGGACUGGCUGCAUAACGGAAUGUAUUCCUUCGCCAAACUCAGGUCAACCAGGCUGCUGUCCGAGCUAGCUAUAAGGUAGCUCACCUACUAGCUACCCAUGGAAAGCUGUUCACUGAUAGGGACUUUGUUAAAUAAUGCACGCUUGCUGUGGCCGAGGAGGUGUGUCCCGACAAGAAGGAUGCGCUCAACGUGGUGAGUCUCUCCGCAACUACUAUGACCAGGCGAAUCGAAGAUUUGGGGGACAACGUGUAUGACCAGCUAAAUAAGAAAGCAUCAGAAUGCGAGUUUUUUGCUUUGGCCAUGGAUGAGAGCAAUGACGUGCAGGACACAGCACAGCUGCUCAUUUUUAUUUGUGGAGUUAGCGCAAGCUUUGAAGUGUCUGAGGAGCUGGCAGCUCUAAAAAGUCUCAAGUGUGCAAAACAAUAGAAGAGUUGGAUCUAAACUUGUCUAAAUUUGCCAGCAUCACUACGGAUGGCGCACCUAGUAUGGUUGGCACAAUAAGUGAGCUAGUAGGGAGCUUAAACAGCGAAUUCGUGGAACGAGGUCUCACCCCCCCACUACAAGUCCACUGUCUGAUUCACCAGCAAGCACUAUGCUGCAAAGUUUUGAAGUGGGCGUCUGUCAUGAAGGUGGUUGUGCACUGUGUCAACUACAUCCGAAAACAUGGGCGGAAACACAGACAGUUCCAGGCCUUUCUCUCCGGCUUGAGUCUGCCUAUGAGGAUGUGCUGUACUACACAGAAGUACGAUGGUUAAGCCGAGGCAGAGCAUUGCGCCGUUUCUUUGACCUGCUACCCGAAAUCAACACCUUCCUGCAGUCUAAAGGUGAAACAGUACGAGAGCUGACCGAGCCAGAAUGGAAAUGGGAUCUCGCGUUUUUAACUGAUGUGACUGAAAUGUUGAACCACCUUAACGUGCAGCUCCAAGGCAAAGGGAAGCUAAUCAGUGACAUGUACUCCCACAUCAAAGCGUUCGAGGUCAGACUAGUGCUACUUGUGCGAAAGGUCCAAAAGCUGGACUUUAUGCAUCUCUCUGCCAUCCAAAGUUACUGCGCUGAGGAACUAUCUGUCCCGUUUCUAGUCGAAAAGUGCAAGGAUGCGCUGGAAAUGCUGCAGGGAGAGUUCAGUGUGCGGUUCCGUGAGCUUCAUGUCAACGGUAAAGGAAUACGCUUGUUCCAGAACCCCUUUGCUGCCGACAUAAAUGAUGCCCUUCCCUCUCUUCAGUUUGAACUAGCCGAGUUUCAGAAUUGUGAUAUCCUUAAAGACGCGUUCAAGCCUCACAGUCUCAUUUGAGUUAUAUGCUACGCUCCCAGAGGAAACCUACCCAAACAUCAAACAGCAUGCAAUGAAGAUGUCCACAGUUUUUGGCAGCACCUACAUCUGUGAGGAAACCUUUUCCCGCAUGAAGCAAACCAAGAAUCCAACAAGGAACAGACUCACAGAUGAACACUUGCAUCAGACCCUGAGACUGGCUACCACUAGUCUGCGACCAGACAUUGAACUUCUUACCAGCCAGAAGCAAGAACACAGUUCACACUGAUACGGGCUCCAGAAGGCACCCUGAAGUGAGGAGAGGAAAUUGCUGUUCCUGACCCCAUCCCAAAGACAGCACAAUUCAUCAACAACUACAAAUCCAGCUCACCUACAUAUACUACUGAUUUUGAUUCCCAUUAUUCUGUAUUAUUGUUGUGCUUUAGUUUUAAGCCUACUGCUCAUUUCAUUUUCAUCUUGACCUAAAACUGUUUACUGAACAUGCUUACCUGUAUAGGCAUAAGAGCUGGCUAGUUGUUCUAUUACUCAUGUUAAUUGUUCUAUUACUCAUGUAUAAAUUCAGUGUUUUUUAAAUUAAUUAAUUUUAUAGGCCUGUUUAUUUGACCUUUAUUAAGUGCUGCACACAAUUAUUAUUAAUAUUAUUAGUAAUAUCAACAGACCUACCUAUAAUUUAAAUUUUUCGUUCACCUUUGCCAGUGUCAAUCACCUCAACUAGGCAGAUGUUUCUUACCUUGACAGCUUUGAUGUUAUUUUUAUUAGAAAAUAAAUAAAUGGAAUAUCUGUGGUAUUUCAAAUUUAAACAAAGUGUAAAGACUUGAUUUCUACUUUUGCAAACCACUAGUAAAGAUAAACAAAUAUGUGCCAGGAAUCAAGUGUUGAUAUAGAUGUGUAGAUAUAGUAGUGGGGAUGGCUGUGCCAGGCUAGUAAUCUCUACUACACAAUGAGGCCUGCUGGUGGUCACUUUGGUCUGGGUCAUACAAUUCUAUGUUAUAUAGCUGGCCCAGCCUGGCCCUCCCAUCACAGUCAGGAACGAUAAUGUGGCCCCCAGAGAAAAAAGUUUGGUGACCCCCGCUUUAGGGUCUUAAAGGGGUCAUAUGAUGCGAUUUAAAUUUUUCCUUUCUCUUUGGAGUGUUACAAGCUCUUGGUGCAUAUAGAAAAUCUGUAAAGUUGCAAAGACUAAAGAUAUAUUCUUUAUAAAAGUUAAGGGUUAACCACACCCCUUUAAAUGGCUCGUUCGACCACACCCCCACAUCUUUAUGUCUCUAUGUGGGAAGAAUUGCAUAACACCGCCCAAAUGUUCACACAAAGAUAGAAGGCAUAAAUUUUAUUCUCUCUGUUGCCGCAGCUGCCAUGUUGUGGAGUUGCUGUGUUUCGUUGAAGUGAAACUUUGUUUGGC